AAAAUACAGUCUGCUACUGCUUGUUCUUACUAUCCGGUCCAGAAGCAAAGCAGGAUCUCUCUCAUGCAAUUGCUGGCCGGUUAAACUAGUUCACUGCUAUCUUAUCGCUGGACUGAUAAGCACCGUUCUCCCCCUGCCUCCUUAUCUGCCCACAUCUUGCUCUCAAAGACGUCAGAGGUGGCAUCAAACUCCCAACCGCCAUCUCUUCAACUCUACACCUUCGUCAAGUGGUCCGACGAAGCUGUCUGCCGUAUAGCACACGAACCAGGGCCCAAUAGCUUUCUGGCCACAUCGUUCACUUCAGAGACCUCCCCAGAGCUACCCGGUGGCCUAUCGACAAGAAGCAAAUCAUUCUUUUGCUAAGAAGAAAAAAAGAAAAGAGUUGAACGAUCCAAGGGCCCGAAGGUACUAAUUUUGAGUGCAUUCAGUUAAUAGUCCUUUCUAAUUUUGAGCCAAUCCCCGCUUUAUUGAACCAGCGUUACAUACCCCUGGCCUUAUUCAAGCCAACUUCCCUAAGACUCCCGGAAUCAUCGUCCUCGGGGUCCUCUUGAAACCUUCAGCCACCUCGCGUACUUUACUACUACUAAAACACAGCAAAGCCUAGCUAGUUUGCCUUCAUAACCCUUCCUAUUCUUGCACCAACGAACCCUGGUCGAGGGCUUGAUUGCGUGGGAAGGUAGGAGAGGCGCUAUCGUGAUGGGACUCGCGUACAACACCUACAUUAAUUCCACCAAAAUAUUUGGGUGCAAAAACUGCAAGACCCAUCUUGCCGACUAUCAUGAUAUCAUAAGUCGGAACUUCCGCGGCCAACAUGGCAAAGCGUACCUUUUCAACGGCGUCGUCAACGUCACUGAAGCCGAAGCUGUGGAACGGAGCAUGACAACCGGCCGGCACAUCGUUCGAGACAUAGUUUGCAGACAGUGCAAGGAGACAGUGGGCUGGAAGUACGAUAAAGCCUACGAAAACUCCGAGAAAUACAAGGAAGGAAAGUUCAUUCUCGAAGCAGAGCUCCUCUGUGUGGUGUAUUAGACAAGGUCAGGAUUUUUUUGCACCACUUUACGCAUGUCCGUUUCACGCGAUCAAUUUAGACGUCCGACACACGCAAAUCUCAGCGCACCACAUGGCAGAACACUGGGUUUUUCUCUUUUGACUUGUUUCCAAUCUUCGGAAGGCGUUCCUUCGGGGUUUAAGGAUGAUGGCGGGUCAGGUGCUUUUGGUGUUCCAUAUACUGCCUCAUUUCAUCUGGCUUCCUUGCAUUUCAUAUCUAAAUCGGCACAGUUUUACAUUGGAAAACGGGAGAGGGGACCACCGCUGGAAACCUUGAUCUUCCGGGCCUUGUCCUACUUCAGAAUGGGUCUAUGCAAUUCGGAGUUGUAUUUUAACGGCUUCCCCCGUCAAAGGCGGCCCUCAAAAUCGGCCGCGACACUCCAUGCAUAAUACAAAGGGCACUUCAUC
Coccidioides immitis RS is the source of this 1455-nucleotide messenger RNA. Its product is annotated as yippee zinc-binding protein Moh1. The coding region runs from base 697 to 1029 and encodes 110 amino acids. The transcript has 2 exons. The record is from RefSeq and is a predicted model, not a curated record. Gene Ontology annotation, cellular component: ubiquitin ligase complex. NCBI's taxonomy places the organism in Eukaryota, Fungi, Ascomycota, Eurotiomycetes, Onygenales, Onygenaceae.